AGCGCAGCAAGCUCCACACACUGUGACAGGAAAGAACGGGCCUUGUGCUCACAGAGGAAACGACAGGUCAGCACAGAGGAAUGUUCUGACUGCAAAAGGCAGUGCUACGGACCGAUCAUGGGUGACUGGAGUUUUCUGGGAAACAUUUUAGAGGAAGUCAACGAGCACUCCACAGUGAUCGGCAGGGUGUGGCUCACGGUGCUCUUCAUCUUCCGCAUCCUCAUCCUGGGCACGGCGGCGGAGUUCGUGUGGGGCGACGAGCAGUCCGACUAUGUGUGCAACACGCAGCAACCCGGUUGUGAGAACGUGUGCUACGACGAGGCCUUUCCAAUAUCACAUAUCCGCCUCUGGGUGCUGCAGAUCAUUUUUGUGUCCACGCCGUCUCUGGUGUACGUGGGCCAUGCCGUGCACCACGUGCACAUGGAGGAGAAGCGCAAGGAGCGUGAGGAAGCCGAACUUAGUCGGCAACAGGAGCUGAGCGAGGAGAGACUGCCGCUGGCACCCGAUCAGGGAAGCGUCCGCACCACUAAAGAGACCAGCACCAAAGGAAGCAAAAAGUUCCGACUGGAGGGCACCUUGCUGAGGACCUACAUCUGUCAUAUCGUUUUCAAGACACUCUUUGAGGUGGGCUUUGUGGUGGGCCAGUACUUCCUGUACGGCUUCCGCAUCCUGCCGCUUUACAAAUGCAGCCGCUGGCCCUGCCCUAACACCGUGGACUGCUUUGUGUCUCGUCCAACAGAGAAAACUGUCUUCAUCAUCUUCAUGUUGGCUGUAGCUUGCGUCUCGCUCUUUCUCAACUUUGUGGAGAUCAGCCACCUGGGUCUCAAGAAGAUCCGCUUUGUUUUCCGCAAACCGUCCCCCGCUCCGGCACAGGGCGAGGGGUCGGCCCCCUUGACGCUUGGGAAGAGCCUCCCCCCCUUGGCUGUGUCUUCGCUGCAGAGGGCCAAAGGUUACAGGCGAUUGGACGAGGAGAAAGUUCCCCCCAUAACGCAUCUCUACCCGCUGGCAGAAGUGGGCAUGGAGGCCGGAAGGGGCGCGCCGCCAUUCCAUGGGCUGGAGGAGAAGGCGGAGGAGGAGGAAGAGCUGCCCAUGGGGGACAUUCCCAAAGCCUACGACGAGAGUUUGCCCUCCUAUGCCCAGACCACAGAGACCGGAGGGGUGACAUUGCAUCAGGUGGAUGGGGCAGAGGAGGCGCAGCCGACGGGGGUGGAAGGUGGAGAGUGGCAGGGUGCCGACACAGAGGUCCAGGGAGUGGUCACUAGGGAGGGGGAAAACACGGCCCAGGCGGGGAGGAAGGCAUCGAUAGAGGACAGCAGACCUCUGAGCCGGCUGAGCCAAGUUAGUAAGGCCAGGUCGGACGACCUCACCGUAUGAACCUGUGAGAGCCACCCCAUGCAUGUACCACUGUACCACACCAACACAUCUGCAGAAGAGCACACACACUUACUCACAUUCUAGAAAACCAACAGAGCCGGUUUGGGCCUUAAUUAAAAUUAUUGGCGAUUGAUAAUAGGGAAUGCCAUUCCAGAACUAAGGUGUCCUGUCCUUCAAAUUUAAAGUAGUCUCAAAAAGGUUAAUUCAUUGAAAUAAUAACAAUUCAAAAUACUUCUUAAAAAAUAUUUUUGGACUAGCGAGUGUCUGUGAAAUAUUAAAAAAAAAGUGUGUUUUUGGUAUUCAAAUGAAAGGUGGACAUGCUUUUACUUGACAUAAAAAAAAACAAUGUUCCGUUUUUAAGUAACAUCUUUUUUUAUCGAAAGGUUUUAAUCACAUAUGAUGGAGGGUUAGACAUUUUUACACAGUUUUAAAGUUUUAAGGAGAGAGUUCUAGUAUAAUUGUGUGUCUUUGCUGUAGUUCAUUCCCAUUUCAUUCAAUCACUGCCAUAAUGCAAACAAACCAGUGCCUACUUAGACAUUUUUAUACGCAGCUUUUGGACUUUAAAAAGUAAAGUCACAUUUUCGGUUGUUUUUUUGCACAUGGAGAUGUUCACACUGUGCAAGGCUUUUUAAAACCGUGCAUCUAUCAGGGUGCAAUCAUCUCAUGUUUAUAUUUAUAAAGUAGUGAGGAAAUGACCACAUGUCUGAAUGUCUUUUUCAAUGUCUCUUGUCAUAGACUGCGAUGCCAUUCGGAAGAGAGUGUGUAUAUACAUAGGACACAUUUUGCCCUAUUAGAGGAUGAAGUAUAGAGCCACCGCAGGCCAAAUCCACUCUCUUUUUGCUCUGUACAAACAGGCAUCCGGGUGAUAAAGAUCUUGCCCCGUCAGCACAAAGUAUUGUUGGGAGGCGGGACAAUAAAAGAAAACGGUGGCCAUCAAUGAAAACAAGCAUCCUUAACCUGGCUUGUGGGGAGAAGAACAGAGAGGAAAAUACUUAACAAUUUCCCCGAGCAAGUGUACAUAGCCCCAAUGUAAUUGUCUCAUAAUGUACAUAAUUGGCAACUUCUAUGUUUAAUGUCACAAUGUCAGAACAUGUCUAAAUGGUGCCAUUAUUCAUACGCAUUAUUCCUUUACACCAUAUUUUUGUGCCUUUAUAUGAAAAUAUAUUUAAACAUAUACAUGAUCAACCUCUUAGGAUCUUGGAAUUUCACUUGCAAACCCCCAAAGAUUCAUUCAAGCAGGAGCUACAAACACAUUACACCUCUUGCAGGGCAGCUUUGAUAUCCCUUUUUUCUAAUUCUACUCUUGUAGCCCAUAAUAAUCCAAAGAACAAAAUGAGUGAUCCCAUCUUGUUACAAGGUACUUGUUUACACUAUAAAAGUGACAUGUGACUGCUAAUGUAUGUGUUGACUGUUGCAUUACUUGUUAUGUUUGAAGGAACACAUGAUCUAUCUUUGAAAGAAAAAAAGAGCGAGAGGAAAAAAAAAACAUUUUUACUAACUUGUAGUCUUCACUGGUGAUAGUUGUGUAGUAUCUUCUUUUUAAACGCAAUGAUAAUAAAACAA
Messenger RNA from Nerophis ophidion (straightnose pipefish), 2937 nucleotides. RefSeq names its product gap junction alpha-8 protein-like. The transcript is spliced from 3 exons. Bases 118 to 1374 code for a protein of 418 amino acids. The record is from RefSeq and is a predicted model, not a curated record. Gene Ontology annotation, cellular component: connexin complex. Lineage: Eukaryota; Metazoa; Chordata; Actinopteri; Syngnathiformes; Syngnathidae. Gene Ontology annotation, biological process: cell communication.